AUGAUAAACCUCAUUUUCAGUCACCAUCCAAAUCAUUGGACCCGGUUUCACUUCACGAUUGGUGCUGUUGUAGCUUUUGUUGAGGUUGCCCUUGCGGUUUCAGUUGUGAUUUGGGCUGCUGUAGUUUUUGUUGAGGCUGCUCUGGUGGUUUCAGUUAUGGAAAUAUCAAUAUUUAAUGUUUUCAUGGCAGUUUGGCCGGUUGAAACUGGGUGUGGGUUGCGGUGGCUCUUAUCGUCGCACUCACUGGAUUCUUUUAGAGAGAGAGAAGCAUCAGUGGAGAGAGGGAGUAAUGGGAGAGAUGAAGGGGAAGGGGAAGUAGGGGCGGAAGCGUCAUCUUUCUGGUCAAGGUUUUGGGAGGAGAAGAAGGAGUUUUGGGGAGAGAGGUUCGCUUUCCUGGAGAGCUACAAGAAGAUCUUUGGCCGAGACACGCCCCUCCCGAGCUGGUCUGAUGCCGAUGUUCAGGAAUUUGUUGACUCAGAUCCGCUCUAUGGACCUCAGCUGAAGAGCGCAAGGCAAGCAGCCAAGAUAGCGGCCACUGGAAGUCUUAUUGGAGCAGUGUCCACGGCUGGGGUUGCUUGGAAAUAUUCAAAAAGUCCACAUGGGGCAUUGUUGUCAUUUGGAGCUGGGGCUGUGUUUGGCUGGACCUUUGGGCAGGAAAUAGCAAACCACUGGCUUGAGCUCUACAGGAUGGACACUAUGGCUGCUCAGCUCAGGUUUUUGGAUUGGUGGGAGAAGAAAUGCAAUGGUCAGUCCUAAGUCAGCCCAUGACUGAGAGUUCAUUUUGUGUCGCCUCAUUUAAGGUUCACUUUCUCUCACCACUUUUGAAAAAAAUGUGUUUAUAUGAGACCUACUACCAAACUGCAUUGGCCUUGAGUCUUUGCUAUGGGAAGGAAUUAUUUCUCUAGGUGCUUUUGAUUUACUUGAGAGAUGUGCAUACCUAUCCUGGUUUUGUGCAAUAAAUCUAUAACAUUGUGUUGUCAAUUAAUAAUGUACUUUGCUGAUCACUUCAGGAAGAAUUCUUCUGUUAGAUUGCUUUCA
This is a messenger RNA of Amborella trichopoda, 1038 nucleotides long. RefSeq names its product succinate dehydrogenase subunit (gene SDH6). Gene Ontology annotation, cellular component: respiratory chain complex II (succinate dehydrogenase). NCBI's taxonomy places the organism in Eukaryota, Viridiplantae, Streptophyta, Magnoliopsida, Amborellales, Amborellaceae. The record is from RefSeq and is a predicted model, not a curated record.